CGCACUAAAAGUGAACCCAUCAUUAAAAUUAUAUCUCUUUAAAUACUUAUUUAUUUAAACGACAAAUUUAUGUGAUAUUUAUUAAUAUCGAAGUCUGAUUGAAAGGAAAAGAGACACAAAUUGUGUGAAUAAUAAAUGGAUCGUUGGUUCGGAAGAGUGGCUUUGGUUACGGGGUCUUCGGUAGGAAUUGGCAGAGCUAUCGCUUCCAGUCUUGUUGAACACGGACUCAAAGUGGUUGGAUGUGCUCGUAAUAUAGAUCAGCUCAAUGAAUUGGAGUCUGAAUUAAAGGCAAAGAAACUAAAAGGAAGUUUCAAAGCAAUCAAAUGUGAUUUGAGACAGGAAUCAGAUAUCAAAGCCAUGUUCGAAGAGAUCAGAUCAAGUUUCGGUCGGAUUGACAUCUGUAUUAAUAACGCCGGUCUGGCCAAAGACGCGCCACUCAUUACUGGCGAUACAGAAUCGUGGAGAGAGAUGUUAGACGUAAACGUGACCGCACUGUCCGUCUGCACCCGAGAGUCCAUAAAACUAAUGCAAGCGAAUAACGUAAACGAUGGCCAUAUCAUAGACGUGAGCAGUAUGUCUGGCCAUCGGGUAGUGCCGUCGGCGGCCACUCAUUUCUAUAGCGCCACAAAGUUUGCUGUCAGAGCCCUCGCCGAAGGUCUACGACAGGAACUCAGAGCCAUUAAUAGCGGUAUACGAGUGACUCUCGUCAGUCCCGGUGUCGUUGAAACCGAGUUUGCCGUCAGAUUGACUAAUAGUAAAGAAGGCGUCAAUCCAUACGCAGACAAGCCGUGCAUUAAAGCUCAAGACAUUUCUCAGAUUGUAAUAAAUAUACUACAAAUGCCGGCACACGUCGAGAUCAACGAUGUCCUAAUCAGACCCACCUUUCAGGUCCAAUAGACAAUGUAUUAAUGAUUGAAUUCAUUGUCAUAUAAAAUAAGUUUCAUUUUAAUAAAAUAGUUUAUUUUCUGAACAAAAAAUA
This is a messenger RNA of Medioppia subpectinata, 979 nucleotides long. NCBI's taxonomy places the organism in Eukaryota, Metazoa, Arthropoda, Arachnida, Sarcoptiformes, Oppiidae. The record is from the annotation of a GenBank genome assembly.